AUGAGACAACCUCUGCUCCUUAUCAGCCUGUUACUGGCAGGUAAAAACAAUUUGCACUGACAGUUUCUCUCCUCCUGCUCCAGCAGCGUUCAAAGAGUCUAAACAAAAGCAGAGUUUCAGUGGAGUCUGUACUGUGGGAAAUAAAACAGGUCAGGGGAGAGAGAGAGAGAGAGAGGCAGCGGUAUGCCGAGCACGUUUAUAAAACAAUUGCAUUUCAAGCAGAUAGCUCGUCUUAACCGCUCUUAAACCUGCGAGGCUGCAUUCCUCUAUGUGCUCCGACUGCUGAGUGAGGUGGUGCGUUCAGGGACCCCUCCCAGACUCAAACAUGUGAGACACAGAAUGACAGGGAGAGGUUCGUGUUUCUAUAUUAGUCAGUAUGCCGCCACAGGUUUUGUUUAUAGGGAUGGGCAGAGUGUGAAUACAGUAAAAUAAUAUGGUUGUUGUUCAUGCAUAAACAAUAGACCGACUAAUCAUGCCGAUACUUGCUUCUAUUCAUGAAAAUAUGACUUUAAAUAGUUGUGCUGUUAUUAUAAUGAUGAUUCAAUUGGACAAAAUCAUCAACUUGUACACAUUCAAAACACAUUUAACAAGGUGUAAUGAUCCAAAUAAAUAGAGACAUGCAAUUUGAUGUGGCAUGGUAACUGGCACAUUACCCACAAUUUUUAUUUUUAAUCUUUUUUUACUGCUCCUGUGAGGAACUUUUGGUUUGUGUCGAUUACGGCACCCUCUGUGGAAAAAAAGUCUCAUCCUGCUGACGUUUGACACUCAUUGUGGAUAUUUUGAAAAAGGUACUGAUGCUUCAGCCCCCUGCAUCAGUUUCAGGUAUUCAAAAUCAGGAUAUAAAAAUCUUAAACUCUGUCGUUGAUGGACUUGUUUGCUUUUGGAUAUCACGAAAGGGCAUCAAUAUGAUUUUCAGUCUACUCUUCUAAUGCGAAAUAUGAAUUCAUAUGCUUUAUUCGUUGACAUGAUGCACUUUGAUGUUCCAAAAGUUUAAACUGAGUUUGGAAAGAAAGUUUUGGGGUUUUCUGCACCUUUUGCCUGAAACAAACUACUGAUUUAGUUAGCCUCAGUGUUUAUAAAGCUAAAGAGUAGAGCUAAAGUUUUGAAUCCCAGCUGUCUAUAUUGUUCUAGCCGAUUUAUUUCAAGGGUGUUUUUUUAACCCUGCUGUUUGAGUUUGAGUCUGAUUUGUCUGCUUUUGAAACUUUUUGUUGUUGCUACACUUGGUCAGGUCUCUCUUGAAAGAUCUUACUGGGAGUGACCCGGACUAGUAGAGGUUAACAAGAAAGACAUAUGAAAGAGUGAAACAGUGACCAACAAGUUUGCCAGGCUGUUAGAACUUACUCAGCACUGCCUGGAAGAUCUUAAGUCUAUUCCAACUUCAAUUGCAGAGAGAUUUCUGUCCUUGUAUUGCAAUCAAGUAAAGACGUUUCACCACCAGGAUGAAAAUGUAAUCUCAUAAUUUAAGUGCGACCCGUCUUACAGAUGAGAUGCAGCAUUGGAUGACUUUGAUAUUUAGCUUUAUUCAUCCAAGCCAGAAUCCAAAUACACGGUGCAACCUGGUAUGUAAGUGAUGCUGGCACAGCUCCCAGUCAUUAUAGCGAGCACUGAGGAAUUAUGUUCUUAUAAAUAUAUUCAUUUAAAGAAGGGCUGCAUGAUAUUAGGGGGAAACUGUUGGAGCCUUGUGCAUAUAAUUUGAUUCAAGAAUAAGACAGAAUUUAUUGAUAAAUGCAAUUUUGGUGUCGUCUUCUGAUGUACAUACCAGACCUACAGGAUGUGGAAAAAAAGAUUGGUAACACUUUACAAUAACCAUAAUUUAUAAAUGGUAAAUAGAUCAAGGUGACCAGAUUUCUGUAAUGAAAUCCGGGGACAUUCGGUGCAUGGACUGCGUGAUCACAGACAACAUCUCGGUACUAUUUAGUAGCAGCGCACGCCCCUUGUAAAAAACCCUGUACACCGUAAAAACUGUUGUUUAGGACUGCUUACUUGUGCUUUCUACCCAUUCAGCUACUAUAAUAACCGUUGUUCUUGCCCACACGCAACAUUUUUGUUCUCAUUCCUGAAACGCUUAAAUCGGGGACAUUUUCGGGGACAGUUUUUGCCAGGGACAGGUCAUCCAAUUCAGGGACUGUCUGGUCACCUUAAAAUAGAUAGUUUAUUAAUGUUUAGUCAUCAUUUAAAAACAGUAUAUAGACCAAUUUUAAAUGGCAAAUAGAUUGUUUAUUAAUGUGACUAUUUAUUAAAGGUUUAUAUAGGGUUUAAAUAUUGGUUGUAAAACAUUUAGAUUUAAAUGUGUGUCAGUAGCACUUUGUAAAUGGUUAAUAUUUGGUUUUUAAACCAUCUAUAAACAUUACUUAGAUGGUUAUUGUAAAGUUAUGGUUAGGGUUAGGAUUAGGUUUUUAAAAUUGUAAAAUUUACAAUGUACAAAUGGUCUAUAUGCUUUCUAUAAAUGAUGAUUAAACAUUAAUAAACUAUCUGCUUACCAUUUAUAAAUGGGCUAUUUACCAUUUAUGAGUUAAGUUAUUGUAAAGUGUUACCAAAAUAUUUCCUCUUACACUGUAGUAAUUUGAAGUGUGAAAUAUGGACUUAAACGAAAUGAUAUAAAUUAGUAAUAAUUCAAAGUUUCUUCCUCCUUUUAGGCUUUUCUUACUGGUUAUGAGAAAGACAGUAAUUAACGUUGAUGCCUCUAUAUGACCUAAAACUUCCUAAAAAAGUUAAUCUACAGCAAGUCUUUUUAUAAACGGGUUCAGGACAAGAUGAGAAAGAGGACACUCUGACACUAUAUCACUCUGACCACAGGGGGCGCCAGAUUCAACACAACAUGAAAGUUCCUCACAGACACUUUAAACUUCUUUUGAAUAAAAACUCAUCAUCCUAUUAAAAAAACGGUCUAAGUCAAUUCUUGACGAAUGUGAGUUUUUUUUGUCCAAAUCAUCUUUUGAAAUGAUUUAGGCCAAAAACUCUUUUUCGUCAAAAAAGUUCCUCACAGACGCUUUAAACAUCUUUUCAAUAAAAACUCGUCAUCCUAUUAAAAUAAUGGUCUAAGUCAAUUUUUGACGAAUAUGAGUUUUUUUGUCCAAAUCAUCUUUUGAAAUGAUUUAGGCCAAAUUAAUUUUCGUCAAAAAAUGGCUCAGACCAUUAUUUCAAUAGGGUGUUGAACUGUUAGUUUUACUGAUUUUUUAUCACCUCAGUGCAUGUCUAAUGAUAAGUGGACUGUAUAGGAAGCAUUGAGAGACAGUCACAGCUUAUACAGUUAUAUCAUGGAGCUAAGCUGGUACCAGAUCUGCCAUCUUGAAAACUAUUUUCCUAUGCAACAUCACAUUUAUUACCUGGCGUUGGAAGCGUAAAUCUUCAGUUUUUAAGAUUUAUUUUUUUCAGCUAAACGAGCUGAGAAACAAGAACCAGGAGUUUUGAUUAUUUUCUUAUUAGUCCACUAAGUAUAGGUUUGUGUUUAUGCAUAAAAGAAAACAAUUAAAGCAAAAAAAACAAUUUGCAGAGUUUCAAAAUUAUGUAUAAUUUUUGCUUUCUUUGGCAAGUAACAUCAAAAGUUUUGAGUUGGUUCUACUCUAAAACUUGAUAAAACGUGAUAAGAUGUCUUUUAGGUAUAAGAAUUAUUAAUGUGUUAUUUCUAGCAGUGGUUUAAGUUUGAAAUGAAGGACUGAAUAGUGUUAGAUUGAACUUUGAGAGCCUCGUAUGUGAACACAAAGACCAGAAAAAGUUAUUUUUAAUACGCCUGGCUGUCAGUCCUUUCCUGUAGGAUCACAGGUGUUGCUGUGACUUUUUUAUUCAGAGCGUAAAUCUCUCUUUUCUUUUAUAUUUGCACACUCAUUGUAUCUUGUUGACUCUUAGACAUUGCUUCAUAUGUGGUGACUCCGCUCCGAUAAACAGGUCAUGAAAGCAUCGAUACUACGCCGCGUCACUCCUAGGUGUUACUCACUGACUUCUGACUCAUGACUCUUUCUGUCUCCGCUGGAAAAGAAACUCAGCGAUUGAUAUUUUUAAUCAGACAUUGAAACACUUGUCCCGGGAGUCUGAAUGUAAUCCAUCUCACUGUUGGCUCCUGUCAUUUUAUUCCCUGCUCCCCGGCGAAAAUCGUGUAAAGGCAGUCCAGCGAGACUGAUCAGGACCAUAUUGAUUUAAUUCACUGUAAUUUAUUGGCCAGGGAGUUCCUGUGUGGUCGCUUUAUGUGCCAGUGAAAGAAUAUUGAAAAUUCAGGCUGGGUUUCUCUGCUUGAAUCUUUAAUACCACACAAACAGGAGCAUGAGGGAGAGCUGGCAGCCAAAUACAGAAACAGACUUUUUUUUCCUAUCUUCCUCCUUCACAUACAGACUGCAAAUGAACAAACAGCAUAAAGCAAUUAAAUGAGUGAAUGUGUAUAAUGAAUUUUUCAUGAAACACGUGUUUGGAAACCGUGUGUAAACCUCUGAAUCUUGAGAAUAGCUGCAGCAAACAUUACUUUGACUUGGCUCACCUCGAGUCGAGCUGGAGAAAACACAAAAUAGAUGUUUAGUAUGGGAUCACUUACAGUCCAAAUACACAGUGUGAAGUCUGGAAGGAGAGGAGAGGGUGUGUGCCUCACUAAUGGCUUUUUACCCCCAGAGCCCGGUCUGUGUAUAUCCAUAGAUUUAGUCCACUGAUCCUUUGUUUAAGUAGAAGUUUAAAUACAUUAGUUAGAAAAAAGCAAUUAAAGUCAGAGUCCUGCUGUAAACAUUCACUUAAGUAAAAGGUAUUAGAAGUUAACUUCGAAUCCCAGCAGACGUUAAGCUGAAAAAAUGGCCUCUCAGGACUUAAUACCACCGAUACUACAUUAUUAGACCGGUGUGAUAUUAGUGGGUACGUGACAGGAAAAAAAAAAUCCCAAAAUGGUGUCACCAUCCUGCUUUCUCUUCCCUCUAAUCUUUAAUGUUGAAAUGUUGGAUUUUAUUUUCCUCUUUUGCCCUGAAACUCUUAUUCAAAUCAAACCAUUAGAGAAGUUUAGAGAGAAAACGCUCCUGUGGGGCUGCUUACAACUCAUAGACACCGAGAUUAUUCAACCCCAAUGAUGUUUUUUCACAUUUGAUACUAAUUUUUUCAUCCUGUGUCUUUAUCUUAAAUUUAUUUAAUUGGUGUCUUCAUCUACCAGGUGGGUUUAUUAUGAGAAUGAUUCAUUUAAUUGCCUCAUACUAUGAUACAAACAAACAUAUUAUUCGUAAACAUCCCUUCGGUCAUCUCUUAAAGGCACUGUGAGGAGUUUUUGACAAGUUCAGAAACAGACUGAAACUGAUACUUACCGUAUUUUUCGCACUAUAAGGCGCACCAUCAAUGAACGCAUCUAUUCGCGUCUAUUUUCAUACAUAAAGUGCACCGGAUUAUAAAGUGCACCGGAUUAUAAAGUGCACUGGAUUAUAAAGCACAUGAAGUCAAACAAAACAGUCAAAUAAGGCAAGAUCUAUUUAACUCAUUCAAUAACUCCGUGAGGCUAUGGUUGCUGCAGUGCUCCGACAAGCCAAAAGGAUUUUAAGUGAACCUUAUAGUGCGAAAAAUACGGUACACCUCUGUAUGAGCCUGAAAAGCAAAAAAAGACCAUCAAACAACUAGAGUAGUGAUUUUUCAGUCGUAAUUUUUGUGUUUAAAUGAAGUUCAGAGGGGGUUAGGUGUCCGAAAGGAUGUAGAAAUAGCCUUCAUAUCAGAUUUGCUGUGAUUGAUCUUACUUUGUCCACAGGGGGGCGCCAUAUCCAAUACAUACUAAAAGUUCCUUAUAGCAGCUUUAAUUGAUUCAUCUAAAAAAAAAAAAAAAAGUGUUUGGUUGUCUACAAAUAUUCAGGCCAAAACAUCUAUUAUAUCCCGAUCAGCUUUUCCUUGAUUUUGUGUUUUAUGUUUCUAUGAAAAAGUAGGAUGCUAACAGGCUAAAAAAGCCUAAUAGAAAUGGUAAACAUGACCCUUUUGGCCCUGAUUAUAGAACAUUAAGAGCGCUCAACAAUAGAAAAUUACUGGAGGACAAUAACGGGACAAAUGCGACAUAAUCAGAACUCAACAAGGAAUGAUUUGAAGAAAACCUGAACAAUGAAAACAAAACAAUACGAGAGAGAAACAAAAGGAGAGAAGUGAAUGAAAGUUUUAUUUGAUGGCCUUGAGAGGGAUAAGAAAGCAGAGAGAGGGGGAUUUAUGUGUGUGUGUGUGCAUCUCUGUAUGUGUGUUCAUGUUGUGGUUUGUAGGUCGAUGGAGGAGGAAUUUAAAGUCAAUCUUUCUCCGCUGAUAACAUGAUGGUAAUGUGGAAGGAGGGGGAGGAGCUUUGGGGUCAUGGUCAGCACCAGCACCUCCUAAAUUCUAAUGAGACGACCUGCUGAUGGUCGGACCCGGUCAGUUUAAGCUGUGUAGUGUGAUGAGCAUUAUUUGUGGCUAUAGAGUGGCGUUUUGGUUGAGGUAUGGUUCCAUAGAACGCUGUGUAUUGCUAUCGUGCGGUUGUUACUAAACAUCUUAAAGUUAUAUAUCUCAUCCAUUCUGAUGCACUUUGUUGAUAUCCUUCCCUCUUGUUAUUUUUCACUCAGUCCUCCUUGCUGCCGGUGUACGAGCUCAAGACCAGGUCCAGAUCCAGUUCCAGACAGACCCAGUACUCGUCCAAACCAGCACUGAGAUCGUGUUCACGGUUCUGACGGUGUCCCAGGUCCUGUCCGUGACAUGGAAGUACCAGGGAGUCACUCUGGGUCUGUGGACCGGAGGGACCUCGGUGGUGAACACAGUCGCCCAGUUCCAGGGCCGAGUCACCAUCAGCGCCACCCAGCUGAGAAUUAGCGGCGCCCAGCUCCGAGACGCCGGAAACUACACGGUGGAGGUGGACCCUAUUGAUACGACGGGCCUAUUGGCUAAUUCCAGAUCAAUACAGCUGAGGGUGUUCGGUAAGAGAUAAAGAAGUGUGCCUGUGAGGGGGAGACGAGGACGACGACGAGGGAGGGGAAGGUGGGUGAGGCGGUGAAGUGUGCAGGAGAGGGAGGUUUAAGGGAGGUGAUAAUGUUAAGGAGGAACAGAAGGGAGUAAAAAGAGGAGAGGGAGGAUUUGGAAAGUAAGAGAAUUAGUCUGGGAGGUGUAAUGAAAUUAGUGACCCAUCGUAGGCGAGCUAAAAUUAAUGGAAAAGGAGGAGGGGAUGGAGCUGCAGGCUCAGGGCUCUAUGCUAAUUAAAACUCAUUUGAUAUGCAGCGCUCAUGCUCUUAGAUGUUUGAUUUUGAAGUAGCCUGAUUAUAGCACCACAUACAGUACAUACAGUAUCUGCAUCUAUUUAUAUUCAGCGCUGAAUUGGAGCCCGAGCAGCUGAGAGUCUCUCCCACGCUGGAUGGAUGACGUGCAGUCUCUCUCUCUCUCUCGUCCCUCUUACAACGACAAUGAUGGUGCGCCAGAGUGACCAAAUUGUUAGAAGUACCAGUUUUAUUCUCGCUGAAAAGGUCACAUCCUCCAAACUCACAACAGCUUGUUUCCGUCACGGAACAUAUGCAUCCUCGAGCGCGACUCUCAAACUCCCACUUACUCCGAACUUAAAGCUAAAAUUUGACAAUUUUCCAUGUUUCUGCUGAGUCACAAGCAAGAGGGGAAAAAAAGCACAAGGAUCCGAUUUGCAGUGUUUUGUCGCUGCUAAUGUUUUGGUCGUCGCUGAGGUCCUCUCUUAGUCACAGCCUCCUCCGUCCUCACGCCCCCCUCUUCUCCCUCUCCAAUUAUUUAACUUAGGCUGCCCGCCAAGAGGCUUCUCAGCACCACUCACACCGUCUGCCCCCUUACUCACCAUCUGUGCCUCUAUCUGAAUCCUGUCCCCUCUCAGUGCUCACUUGCUUUGAUUACAACAAAUUAUCCUCAACAGAAUCAUAAAAACUACCCUCCAUUGUUCUGUCACUCCAGCUUUUGUACUGAACUCUUUUACUCCCUCGUUCUCCGGAGAAAAAAGUGCAAUCGCAGAACUUUUCUUUGAAAUUUCACGCCUUGGUAAAACUGAUUUUUCUUGUCUUGUACGCUGUAGAUGCUGUGACUGGAGUGAGUCUGCAGAUUCCCACAGUAGCAGUGGAAGGGGGAAACGUGACGCUCAAGUGUACGCGGACCUCAGGGACGGAGGCGACAGUCCAGUGGGGGAAAGGGGGCACAGCCAUCACCUCAACCACUGACUCCAGAAUCACCAUCUCGGACGGAUCCCUGCUCAUCAACCCAGCCAGGCGGGGGGAUGCCGGGGAGUACUCGUGUACCGUCAGCAACCUUGUCAGCGCCGACACCGACGCUAAGAGCCUCACUGUCUACUGUGAGUUUACACUGAUCACAUGACAAGUGGUGACUAAUCUGCUGCAGCCACUGCAACAGCUCUAGCUCAUCUAUUACCGACUGUACAGGGUGCUGAACAGACUCAGAGCGGUCAAGAUGUCCUCCUGAGAUCUCUCAUUGUGCUGCUUCUAACUCCGUUUUGAUCACAUCCAUAUUUCUGACGUAGUUUUAUUCAAACGCAGCUAGUUACCCCAACAACACGAAGAAAAGCUUCGUUUUUAUUGAGUAAAUUUGAGAGAGGUUUUUUUCUAAACCAGAGAAAACACAUUUUCAAUGGUUUUGACAGAAUCUGUUGAAACUAUGAAUGUUUUGAAGGAGUAUGUACUCCAAGAAAUAUGAUUAAAUCAAGUUAAAAGCAUGAAUGCUGGAUGUCACACUCACAGAGGCUGUUGAAUUCCUGCUCAUAUAAAAAAAACCUGAAGGAUCAUGGUCACUGAUUUAUCUAUUAGUCGCUUUUUAAUUAUUUUCUCAUAUUUUAUUCCCACAAAUUUUGAGAGAAGCUCCUCAAACUCCUGUCACAGCUGAGGCGCCAUCUCAAAAUGAUGUGUUUGUCUGGAUGCCUCUUGUCUCUUUCUGCAGCAGAUGGCUGUUCAGCCCGGUUCUGGUUCUGCUCGAGGCCUCUUCCUCCAUUAAAGGGGAGGUUUUACAAACACUGUUAAACUGCUUAUUGCUGCAGACUGACUCGCUCAUCGUGAUGUUAGAUCCUCUUCAAAUAGAUAACGUUUGAUAUAAAUUGGUGCUAUACUAAUAAAGAGUUAUUGAUUUAGUGAUAUGAAUUGGAUUAAUCAGCUAAGUUACCAUUGGCUUUUUAUUUUUAGGUGAAUGUAAACAGAGGUUGUUUUUGGUUUGGGUUAAACUAGAAAACUGAUGCUCGUGUUUCUAACAUAUAACAGCACAACAGCUGUUUAUCUGAGUUUGCCAUUAACACUCAGAAAAGGUCGGCCUUAUUUAAUAGCUCUGAAGACACCUCCGAAGCUCUGUUAAUAUCACAUGUAUGUCUCAGACGCUAUUUUGAUUUGUUUUUGUACAAAAACUGAACUAUAAAAACAACAAGUUACGGUUCACGGAGAGAUACACACUGAACUCUUUCUUGGCAGGAUGGAGGUUCUCCAACCUGCCAAGAAACAAGACAUCUAAAAAGUCUCUAACUAAACAUCAUUCUCAAAAAUAUAUUAACAUGUCCAUCCCAGUGAGUGGAUGAAUGGAUUCAUUUCAUGACACGUCCCUGAAGUGCAGCUGAAACACUUAGAGCUCCCCCUGUUGGCUGGUGGCAGUACAGGUCAUCAAGUUUGAAGCCUGCCUUCUUGAUUGGACAAAUGAGGGCUGUCACGAUAUAUUAGAGUGACCAUACGUCCUCUUUUAUUGAGACAUGUCCUCUUUUUGGGGGGCUGUCCAACCUUGUCCGGGGGAGUUUAUAAAAUCCUUCAAAUGUCCAGAUUUUGUAUUGAAGUUUUUGAGUUUGUGUCGCGGGGAAUUACUGAGUUAGAAGUGCGUAAAAAACACUUGAUUCGACCAGAAAAACUUUCAAAGUUAACUUUACACGACUCCGUGACUCCGCCCCUGUGUAGUCGUGUCCUUGUUUCGGGGAUUCAGAAUAUGGUCACCCUACGAUUUAUUGGUAUUGAAAGUUAUUACAACUUUUAGAAACUUUAAGAUAUUCAUAUUCUGCUAAAAAAUAAAAAUGUCCGUUACCAUGUCCUUCAACGAAAGAUGGAUACAGAGGAAGUAGCAGAGUACUAGUGAGCUGGCUGAAGCAGCCCUUUGAGAGAUGGUAAGGCACUCUUAAUGAGAGAUUUUCAAGAUUUAUUGUGAAUCCAAAAGGAAAAUAAGAACUGGUACCACUUAGAGUUACUAAUCAAUUUCCAGGAGUUUUUUUUAAUCGUUUUCUUUUGGUUACAGAACUAACAACCUACCAGAAGUAGAGUACUUCAAAAUAAAAGCAGAGUUUGACCAUGCAGCAGAUAAAGCAACCAAAAUGGAAGACAGAAAAUUUGAAAUAAAAGCAUGAAAAUAGUUUAUGAGGGGAUGUCUUUACCAGAGAGGCUUGUGGUGUGGAUUAAUCUUCAUAAAAAAAUCAUUAGAAAAGGUAACAUGAGGUAUUUACUAAAUUGGGGUUUAAGUUCAUGGUAGACAUUUCUGUUGACAAAAGAAGAAGAAGAGAAAUGUGACAAACACUAUCAUAAGAGUUGGUGAAAUUUUUUUUUUUUUUCACUUCAGAUUAACUCAUGAAUCCGUUCUGACCGUGGAGUGUGUGUUUUGAUUUUAACAAUGGGCAGGAAAACCGAUACUCCGGCUCCAAAGCUGUCCCCUUUCUGCUCGGACUGGCUCCAGUUUGGUUCAAUACAUCAUGGGGGGUGUUUGUGGCUUGACUUUUGUACAAAGAGGGAGGUGGAGACAUGUCUCUCAUCUUUAUUCACAAUCAAUGCUCCAUCCUUUUUAUAAUUUCUGGUUUCCUACGGUGAAAAUCCGUAUUUCUGUCCGUUAUUGUCGACUAAAACCGAACUGUGGUUGCAGUAACUUUUCAUGGAGGUGUCUCAUUAUUAUGCAGAUCAGACUUUGACCUUGGUGUGGGUUUUUUUUUUAGUUCGCUCUCUGUUGAGGUUGUACUAUAAAUGUGACUUAUUGGGCUCCAUGUUGAUGAAGAGAUGACAGAUGAUGAGAUUAAGAUUAAACAUCCAACCAGACAAAGUGCAGGAGACAGGAGGAGGGUUAUCAAAAUGUCAGGUGAGGUGAUUUAAACCAGGUUUUGAGAAACAGACAAACCUUUAGGCAGGAUUCAGAGUCACUUGUUUUUUAAUCCACAUCCACCUUGUUGUCCUUGUGAACUGAAUAUUCUGACGCUGAUCACCACGUCGUCUGAUCUUAACCAAACCAGAUGGCCCCGACACCCCUGUGCUGACCAAAGAGAGCCCUAAAGACUGCGUCGGGGAGGGGGACGUGUUAGUCGGACAGACGGUGCGCCUCACCUGCUUGUCCGACUCGCUGCCUCCUGCCCUCUUCGUGUGGCAGCGUGACGGACAGACGGUCGCAUCUGGUCAGCCGGACAGCGGGGUGCUCAGCCUUCAAACCUUCAACACGGACGAGAGCGGCCGAUACGUCUGCACGGCCAGGAACACCAUCACCACAACCACGUCGGAGCAGAGCACCCCUCUGACCAUUGUGGGUGAGUUAUGGCGGACGCUGACCUCCCUGUGACUGAUAAUGAUGGCGGUUGGUUUUGGACUCCCUCUCUGUAUCCGUCUUCACGACAGGAGAGAGACAGGAGGUAUUCAGGGAGAUUGAUCUGGUGGAGAGCGGUCAAAGUCGUUCAGGGACUCUCACAUACUCUCUCCUCUCCCUUUAUUUCCAUUUCUCUUUCUCUCUUUCUGUUUUUUAUCAUCCUUUUUAGGAAUCAUCUCCUCCCUUCUCUGUCGUUUGUCUGUCUGAGUCCAGACUCAUUAUCUUUAUGAAUCCCUCCCCCUUUGACACCGGUCUCUCUGUUACAGACAUAUGUCUGGAUGUUGGAGAAGUGGUGGGGAUCGUGAUUGGCUCUUUGCUGCUGAUCUUAAUCAUCGCGCUCCUCAUCUGGCUUAUUGUCUUCCUCGUACGAAGGAGGAGGGGUGAGUCUGUGUGAACCGUCUUGGAUGUUUAGUUUGUCCAUUCAUUGUUUAUAAUGUGGAGUCAAACACUCAUGGUAGAUAAGAUAUAACUCUGUUUAUCCCCAGGGAAACUUGAUUGGCUUCUUAAUUAUCCCAUCGUCUGUUUAUACUUUACAUAAGAGCUCUGCCGUGUUAUCUCGCACUUCGGUGGUAAAUCGUUUUGUUAUUUUUAUUACAGCACAACAAAGGGAAACUGUGCUUGUGCCAAAGACCAACCAGAAUCCCCGGCCUUUAGUAAGCCGCAGUAAAGUUUUCAUAUGAUUCACUAUUGAUUUUGUCUUUAUCUUGUCCAUUUUCACAGAUUAACCCUCUCUCUUCAUCCUUCUUCUGCUGUCUCCUCUCCCCCUCCUCUCAUUUUUCAUCCUGUCCCAUUAAGCCUCCAGAUCCUCAACCUAAUGGUGCGAGGGAUUUAGGCCAAGGUCCCAAUCCCCCCCUCUUUUACACCAAUACACGCGCACGCCACCCCGACCGCUUCUACACAGCCCCGCGCGAAAACCUUCAGGUGCUGCAGAUGAACGGCCUGCAAAACUCCGACACACACCGACACAAUGAGCGUGCGGACACGAAUCGACUCCUACACAAUUCUUUUCACAACACCAAUUCGAUCCCGCACAAUGGCUUCGACAACCCCGCCUUCGCACACACCGGUGCUCAGAAUGUAAACACGCUCCCCAACACGCAGCAGCAGAAUCCGAACGUUGUCAUCCAGGGCGGCGCUCAGCAGCCGGCGGUCCACGUCAACCUCAACACGGUGCCGCAAACAGGCCAGCAAAACAACACCAACGCCAACGCACAAGCGCCAACUAUCCACGUCAAUCUUAACUCGUACCCGAACAACAGCCAACAGGCUCAGCAAGACAACUCCACACCUUUAACGAACACGGCCAAUCCUAAUCCGCCGCCACAAGCAGAAGCGGGUCUAAUAGAGAGAGUUCUGUUAAAUCCCAGGACGACUCCUGGGAUUUUGGAAACCAGUCGCCAAGAACAGCCAGCGCUUAUACCGACCGGAUUCACUCACUUUAACAGCAAUCACCCUUCCCAGAGAAACGCGAACACGCAGACGUACACACAGGAGCCAGAGCCUCGUCACAGGUCCGACAGAGACUCGGGAACUCAAGAUCCCUCCGCCAGCUCCGUGUCCCCUCGGCAGAUGCCCUGGGAUCGCCUCAGAGGGACACCGGCGUAUCCAAGUGGAACUCUUCAAAGAGGACGAACAUCUCCAGACUACACAGACUACACUACCCAUCCUCCUUUACCGCAGUCCAGAACAAAUACCCGACCUCAGCCUCAACGUCAGAGCAAGACGCCCCCCCGGAGACAAGACGCCGCUUCAGUGGACAGACAGAAACGCAGCCGAUCUGCUGAUCUCCGAGGCCCAGAGUCUCGCGGCGCAGCGCAGCUUGAGGCUGCUCGCCACACACACAGGAGCCCCCGCACACAAAGGGAGGCCGCUCAGCCAGACAUCAGAGCAUCUCUUGGUAGCCAGACCGCCCUCAGGCAGGAAGCCACACGCAGCUAUAACCCCCAGGCUAUCCCUGUGGUGAGCCAGCAGGCCUCUGUGGGCCGCGCCACUGUGUCACAAGGACUGAUGACACAACAGGGACCGCCUGCUCUGCACGGUGCAGAUACAAGGGCUUUGGCUGAUCCUAAUCACCUUCCACAGGCACACAUGGCCCCGCAGUUCAGAGCAGAACCGGUCCAACAAACACCGCAAGGUCUGGGCGUGCAGACACAGCCUGUCAUGCAAGCCGCCAACCCACCUCGCCAAGGAGGCUUCGCUCCAGUCCAGUAUCCCCCCGCCCAGCCUAACCGCAGCAACCUCACCCAGGCUGCGCUCACAGCCCACACUCAGAGGGCUCAGACAUUUCAGAACCGACAGGAGCAGACGCAGGCCGCCCUGCGCCACCCUGGACCGCAAAUCCAAACUCUUAAUCCUGCGACUCAGCGCGCGCCGACACCUCCGCCUGCGAUCCCCCUCGCACAGUUCCAAACCAUCCCUCAAAAACAGCCCCAGCACAGAUCUCCAAUCCGAGGACCCCAGCCGCCUAAACCACCUGUUAACAUGCCGGUGGCUCAAAGACCUCAUCACGUACAUCAGCGUCACCACGCGCAGCACCAUCACGGCGCAAACCCAGGACACCACCAUCAUCAUCACCACGAAGGCGCACACAAGCACGGCCACUUCGCCCACCCACACCAGGUGAGUGAAACCGAGUCAGAGGGUUUAAAAGUUCAGGCAAAUGUUCCUUUACAGUGAAAUAUUUCAGCAUUUUCCUCUCUUUUAGACGAGCGCUCAGAGUCUGUCAUGUCACACCGUGCUCUUCUCUGUGAAUGUGUAUAUUUGCUGUAUAAGUCCUGCUCCCGCUUGCACCAUCUCCUCCCCAGUUUGUGCUUUUGUCUGUGGUUUUCAUUCGUCGAAGGCAGCCUGACAGCACUUGGCUGCUGCAUUUUUUCUACGAUUGACAGUCAUCCCAGUGCCACAAAAAUCUAUUUAGUCUUGAGUGUUUGUGACAUGGUGGCGGCUUUUUUUUAAAAAGCAGCAUUGUGUGUCAGAGGUUCAGCCUCUUCUUCUGCAUGACAUGUUGGCAAUGAAGGGCUUGUUGUGUCUUUCCAGCAACAGGCUCACAGAGGGAGACCGAGAUGA
Molecule: messenger RNA, 14553 nt
Organism: Xyrichtys novacula (pearly razorfish)
Lineage: Eukaryota; Metazoa; Chordata; Actinopteri; Labriformes; Labridae
Source: the annotation of a GenBank genome assembly